AUUCUGCCAUAUUCUGUCCAUGAACUUAGUCUGAACGACUAAAAGCCGUAAUUUAUAGGUGAUUGGUCCUCCGAAUGUUGUCUCCACCCUCAACUCACCCCUCAACGUCUUCCAGAACAAAUCUGCAUGGCUCACAGUCCGUAUAUCCGCCAGGAUGUCUCAUGAUGUCUAGUUCACGUCCCUUCCUCAACAUGUUUAAUCCAAUGAGCCGUACACACCAAGGUUAUUUUCAAGCCAACCAUCUCGUAGUCGAGGAAAACGAGAACGAAACCGCCGAGGAAGAUCUAGAAGCAGGGCACGCGAUCACAGGGAAAGAGCACCAAGUCAUACGGAAAACACAGAAGGACAAAAUGUACGAACAGGAAUCGGAUGAUGAUGUCCCUCAGCGCUUCAUGAUAGAGGAUUCGUCGGCGUCUGGCUGCCCCUCUAAGGGCAAAGGCCGCUUACAACCACUUUAUUCCACACCCGCACGAUCGCUUCCACAUGCAACAGCGCCUUCUAUUGAUACUCUUCCUGUGAUUUCAACACCCCCUAGACCGUCAGAACUAGACGUCGACGAACUUCCGCAGACACCACCACAUCAGCGGCCACAACCAUCACCCAAGCCUAUGUGUGGGUUGGACGACUAUGAACGUGCGCUCUGA
Messenger RNA from Suillus subalutaceus, 644 nucleotides. RefSeq lists its product as uncharacterized. Lineage: Eukaryota; Fungi; Basidiomycota; Agaricomycetes; Boletales; Suillaceae. The coding region runs from base 75 to 644 and encodes 189 amino acids. The record is from RefSeq and is a predicted model, not a curated record. The transcript has 2 exons.